AUGCCUCUCAGCAUUGAUAAACCAUUAUGGGAAUUACAUGUACUGAAGGAUCAAAACUGUCUAGUAUUGAGAGUUAAUCAUUCUUUAGUUGAUGGGGUAUCUAUAAUGUCUUUGAUCUUAACCAUGUGUAGGAAAGUUGACCAGCCUGAUGAAUUACCUAGCAUCCCUAAACACAACCCCAAAAGUAGUAGGAUCAAUAUGUGUGAAAUGAUAUGGAGAUUUGUAAUGAAGAUAUGGUUAACUAUUGUUUAUUUAAUGGGUUUCUCACUUAGAUGUUUGUUUAUGAAAGAUGCUAAAAGCAAGAUUAGUGGUGGACAUGGUGUUGAACUAUGGCCCAGGAGGCUUGCUACUGCUACGUUCAAGUUAGACGACAUGAAAUCUGUCAAGAAUGCCGUCCUUAACGCUACAAUCAAUGACGUUCUUAUCGGAGUUGUUACAUCUGGAUUAUCACGAUACUUGGAUUACCAUCGAACCCCGAACUCAACACCCAAACAGGGACUUCAAAUCUCGGGAAUGGCAAUGGUUAACCUUAGAGAACCGCGUGGUUUGCAGGAUAUGGAAAAUUUGGUGAAGAGCAGUUCGGUGACAAGUUGGUGGGGUAACAUAUUCGGAUACAUUUUACUCCCAAUUUAUCCCCAUAAAAGUGUUGGUAACAAUCCGCUUCGAUAUGUCAUGAACGCCAAAGAAAUACUUGACAAGAAGAAACUAUCGUAUGAAGCUCAUUUAACUUACGCAAUUACUAAAUCAGCAAUGUCACUUUUGGGUCCCAAGGUCACGUAUUUGCUCACCAACAGGGUUGUUUGCAAUACAAGUUUUACGAUAACCAAUGUCGGUGGUCCGCAAGAAGAGGUUAUGUUUGGAGGAAAUCCAGUAACUUCACUACGAGCAACUUCCUCAAGUUUACCCCAUGCACUCACAAUGCAUAUGAUAAGUUACGCUGGAAAAGCAGAAAUGCAAAUUCUUGUGGCUAAAGACAUUAUACCAGACCCUCAGUUCCUCACUAAGUGUUUUGAAGAUGCAUUGCUUGAAAUGAAGGAGGCUUCUACUGCUUCUGUUAAGACAUGA
Messenger RNA from Papaver somniferum (opium poppy), 1065 nucleotides. Its product is annotated as O-acyltransferase WSD1-like. Gene Ontology annotation, molecular function: diacylglycerol O-acyltransferase activity; long-chain-alcohol O-fatty-acyltransferase activity. Gene Ontology annotation, biological process: triglyceride biosynthetic process. Lineage: Eukaryota; Viridiplantae; Streptophyta; Magnoliopsida; Ranunculales; Papaveraceae. Gene Ontology annotation, cellular component: plasma membrane. The record is from RefSeq and is a predicted model, not a curated record. The coding region runs from base 1 to 1065 and encodes 354 amino acids. The transcript is spliced from 6 exons.